Messenger RNA from Phalacrocorax carbo (great cormorant), 2473 nucleotides. NCBI's taxonomy places the organism in Eukaryota, Metazoa, Chordata, Aves, Suliformes, Phalacrocoracidae. The record is from RefSeq and is a predicted model, not a curated record.
GCGCUGGCCCCGUCCGCCUCCUCUCUAUGCUCCCGGGGUUUGCGCCAAUGAGGCGCUCCCAGCCUGCCUCGCGGCGUGCCAGCAUGGCGGCGCCCAUCGCCGUGCGCUGGGCUGCGCGGGCGGCCGCGGCGGGGCUGCUUCUGCUGGGUCCAGCCCGGGUGCUGGCCAGCCGCGCUCCGCCGGCCGCCGCGCUCCCCGCCCGCUGGAGCCGGAGCUGCUCCGCGCUCGGCAGCAUCCUGGGCAUCCCCGCAGAGAAGCCAACCGGUGCCCUGGGCCGGCACCCACCGCCCGUCGCCACCAGCAAAGAGGAACAGGACCGCCUGUUGCGGGAUCAGCCUGACCAGCCCCAGAACCCCAAGGUUUUAAGAAUUGCCAUCAUCGGAGCGCCCAACGCUGGGAAGUCCACGCUUUCUAAUCAGCUCUUGGGCAGAAAGGUUUUCCCCGUCUCUCAGAAAGUGCACACAACCCGAUGCAAAGCCCGGGGUGUUGUCACCUACGAGGACACACAGCUGAUAAUUCUGGACACGCCUGGCCUCACUAAUCCCCUUAAAGCCAAAAGACAUAAACUAAAGGAAGCCAUGCUGAGAGACCCGUGGGACAGCAUGAAACACGCAGAUUUAGUUCUGGUUUUGGUGGACGUGUCAGAUCACUGGACGCGAAACUCUCUGAGCAAGGAGGUGCUGAAGUGUCUUUCUGAGUUUCCUCAGAUCCCCAGUGUCCUGGUUCUGAACAAGGUGGAUCUGCUGAAGAAGAAGUACAUCCUGCUGGAACUAGUAACUGAGCUAACAGAGGGAAUUGUAAAUGGAAAGAAACUGGAAGUGAGAACUGCACUUACACAUAAUUCCGGUUCUUCAUCAAAGUCUCCUCUACAAGUCACUCGGGCUUCUCCACCUGAGAAGAGGGCCCACGAGCCUCACUGUCUGCAGGAAACGGAUCAAGCCCAACAAGGCUCUAGUUUGGACAACAGCGGUGAUACGAGGGCUUCCGAGACCAGACUGGUCGCAGAAGAAGCACAAGGGCCAAAGCACUGUGGACCCAGAGAUCUAAAAAAUAUGAAGGGCUGGCCGUGCUUCCAGGAGAUCUUCAUGCUGGCAGCUCUCCAUGGGGAGGAGGUGGAUACGCUCAAGCGGUACCUCCUGAUGCAAGCCAAGCCAGGCCCUUGGGAGUUCCACAGCGGGGUCUUGACCAGCCAGUCACCUCAGGAGAUCUGUGAUAACAUCAUCAGGGAGAAGCUACUGGAGUACCUGCCACUGGAAGUGCCCUACGGCGUGAUUCAGGUGACUGAGAUGUGGGAGGAAGGACCGAGCGGGGAGCUCCUCAUCGUGCAGAACCUCAGGGUCCCGAGGAAGUCUCAUAUGCGGUUCGGUGCUCCUGGCACGUGGUACUCGCUCCAGAGGGAGUCACAGACUCUUGUGAUGAUGCUGGAGAAGGGAGAAAUGGAACUGUGACCUGUUCUCAGUGUGUGUACGAGCUGCUUCCUUGACGGCCAGUGAGAGGAGCAGGGAGGUCAGAGGAUGGGCUUGUGAGCAUUUGCUGGAGCAUAUUUAUCAGAAAGGGAAACUGAGCAGGGAAUAGAUGUUUUUCUGCCUCUCCACAUCCUGUUUCUGGUGCGUGGUGGGGUCCUGCGUGUCCCCCACUCUGGCUAACAAAUAUAUGUUGGGUGAUUUGGUCUCACAGAUGCUUGCUUCUGAAGAACAGCUUGUUCAUCAUGCAAAACCAGAGCGAACCUCCUUUCUUAGGAAUUUGAAUAGUUUCUUGCACUGACGUUACUGUAAAGUCGUUACUCUCUGCACCAGGGUCACAGCUACAAACCUAGAGGCUGUCGCAGCUGAAGAAAAGCCCAAACUGGGAACGUCAGCGGGUUCUGCAGCUGAGGGCUAGUGGGGUGUCGGGGAUGGAGAGCCACUGGCAGAGCUCAGGGUGUGAGCAAGGCUUGGAGGAGCCCUUGGCGCGGAGCGCGGCGGCACCGAACGAUGGAGCCCGGCACCACGUGCGCGGGCCGCUGCCCUCCCUGACGCUCGCCCAUGGACCCGGUGUUUGGGGGCUUGAGUUCUGUCUCUGACACCCCUGCGCUCAGGUAUUUGCAGCACGGGGCAGCUUCCUGCCAGAAAUCCAGGUAAAUCCUUGUGUGCUGCCCUAAAUUAACAUCCCUGAGCGCAGGGGCGCCUGGCUGCCGUGCUGACAGUUACAGGAGAUCUGGUGGGGUCGGCUGGGGUCUCUGCUCCUGCCUGGAACCCUGACCUGUUGAGCAAAUCCUGCGUGUGCUGUCCUUCUCCAGUACAACGUCAGGGAGGUGCUUUACCAGCCCUGGCAGAAGCCUGUGUCCGAGCCCCCGAGGGCCGCAGCAGCGCGGGAUCGCCCGGCAGCCGGGCUAAGAAGCCUCCAGAGGUGGGUGCUGGGGAGGCCGUCAUCCCUUGAACGCUUCUAUCUGACUUUUGUAUUUUACUUGCAAUAAAACGAGGUCCCGGCACAA